AAUUCACACCUGUUUUCCCUUUUUUUUCUUUUUCAUAAUUCCUUGACGUUCUGCGUUGUAAGCUCGAUUUAUAAGUUUCUUCUGCUAAAACACCAACUAUAAUAAUAGAUAUCUUUUGGUUGGCUACUACUUAUAAACUUGUUAGCUGAUUAUUGGAAGAGAGAAAGUAGUGAUAUAAAAUAUAUGGAACCGUCAUGAUUGCAUGUAUCUUUCCUUCUUUUUCAUUGCAUUUGCAAAAGAAAACACGAGGAAAAGACAUUACAGAGGAGUGAGGCAAAGGCCAUGGGGCAAAUGGGCAGCAGAAAUUCGUGAUCCAAAGAAAGCAGCCCGAGUGUGGCUUGGCACUUUUGACACAGCUGAAGAUGCAGCCCUUGCAUAUGAUAGAGCUGCUCUCAAGUUCAAAGGCACCAAGGCAAAGCUAAAUUUUCCUGAACGAGUCCAAGGGAAUAGGGAGGUGAGCUAUUUAACUGGCCCCGGAGAUUCAAGCACGGUCCAUUCUGCACAAAAUCCUACGCCUGUAGUUGCACCUUCAUCGUGGUCUCAGGACUCAUACCCUCACUUGUUUCAAUAUGCACAGCUGCUUUCAAGUAGUAAUGAUGCUGAUAUCUCAUAUUACACUUCCAAUCUCUUCAAUUUCAAUCAAGAAGAGCCUUUCUCUCCUCAAUUUUCUUCAAUGUCAGCAUCAUCCACCUUCUCAUCACAAUACUACCACCAAGACCUCACAAGAUUUUCAACAAAUUAUGACAGCUCCUCUGGUCCUGAUUAUCCUCACCACUAUGGGAAGGACUUCGAUCCUAGUACCAGAAGCGAGUAGACAAGUUUAGCUUCUCAAGCUCUACAAGGUUCAGGAGGGCAUCCAAAAUUCUACUAUAUUUGCACCAAGCAAAGAAAUAAGAAUGCCCCCAUUCCAAGUCCCUUGCUCUCUCUCCUUAAUCUCUUCACAUGCGCUUACUGAUUUCUUCAAUUCUUAUGACAAGCAUGCAUGAUUUCAACUGGUGCCACUUUUUGUAAAAGAAUUACAUAUAUACACUGUAAUUCACAUGUAUGAAUAGGGAGUGGGAGGAUGAUUCAUAUCCCUAUCUCAGCACCAUGAUUUUCAAGUUUUAUGAUUUGUUUUGCUUUUAUUUUAAUGUCUUCUUAAUGCAUCAGAAGAAGGAAGAAGGAGAAAGACAUAAAGGCUAGCUUCCAAGUUUUUCUUGAUAUCUUUUGAUGUAAACUAGCUAGAGAAGAUCAGUUUGCUUUAAUUACUGUCACUAUUUCAAGUAAUUUAAAUAUAUAUAUAUAUAUAUAUAUAUAUAUAUAUUCUUAUUCUUGUGAGAAA
Molecule: messenger RNA, 1321 nt
Organism: Gossypium raimondii (Peruvian cotton)
Lineage: Eukaryota; Viridiplantae; Streptophyta; Magnoliopsida; Malvales; Malvaceae
Product: ethylene-responsive transcription factor ERF113
Exons: 2
Coding region: 203-814 (203 amino acids)
Biological process (GO): ethylene-activated signaling pathway; regulation of DNA-templated transcription
Molecular function (GO): DNA binding; DNA-binding transcription factor activity
Source: RefSeq, a predicted model, not a curated record